AUGGAUAGAUUUUUUAAACAAAAAUCUCCGUCGGUUGUAGAAGAUGUUGAUAGGAAAAAAUCAAAUAGUGUUACUUUUGAUAUUACACAACUUCCCAUCGAUCCUGGACUAAGGAUUCCAAUUUUGGAUUACGAUGUUAAUAUUAGAGAUCAAGUCUGGAGAGCUUAUAUGCAACAAGGUCCGUGUCAGCCUCUAGAUCAUGACUUUCCAUAUAGACCAUUUGGACAAACACAAACUAGACGAUUCAAUCCUGCUUGGUUUAAAGAGUUUGGUAGUUGGUUGGAGUAUAGUGUAUCAAAAGAUGCUGCUUUUUUCUUGUAUUGUUAUGUUUUCAAAACAAGUGUGGGUAAACAAGGAGGAGGCGAUGCUUUUGUUAGUGAAGGAUUCUCGUAUUGGAAAAGUAAAGACAAGCUUAAUAUUCAUGUUGGGGAUCAUGAUAGUGCACACAAUAAAGCUCGUAUCAAGUGUGAGGCUUUGAUGAAUCAAGAGCAACACAUUCAGUCAGCUUUCUUCAAGCAGUCAAAACAAGGGCUUUCGUUUCGGGGUCAUGAUGAAUCUGAGAAUUCAGAGAAUCCAGGUAACUUUUUAGUCCUAUUGCAGUUUCUAGGUGAUCAUAAUGAUGAGAUUAAGGCAGUUACAAUGAACAAAGCUCCUUUAAAUUGCAAAUUAACAUCUCCCGAUGUUCAGAAGGAUAUUGUAAGUGCUUGUGCUGCUGAAACGAUCAAUGCUAUUAUCAAAGACAUUGGGGAUUCAUUUUUCUCUAUUCUAGUUGAUGAAUCUCGUGAUGUGUCAACAAAGGAGCAAAUGUCAAUUGUUUUACGUUAUGUGAACAAUAGUGGACAAGUAAAUGAACGUUUCAUUGGUUUUGAGCAUGUUUCUAGUACUACAGCUCUCUCACUUAAGGCUGCAAUAGACAAGACAUUUUCUAAAUAUAACUUAAGCUUGUCUAGAUUGAGAGGACAAGGUUAUGAUGGGGCAAGUAAUAUGCAGGAUGAGUUCAAUGGUCUCAAAUCACUUAUUUUAAAAGAGAAUCCUUGCGCCUUUUACAUUCAUUAUUUUGCUCACCAACUUCAGCUAGCUCUUGUAGCCGUGGCAAAGAAGAAUACUCCAAUUUCUAACUUUUUUCAUUUGGUUGCUGAUGUGGUCAAUAUUGUUGGAGCAUCGUUUAAACGUUGUGAUCAUCUUCGAGAGAAACAAGCAAAUAUUGUUGCAAAAGUAUUGGAGAAUGGUGAGAUUUUAAGUGGAAGGGGACUUAAUCAAGAAACUACCCUUCAGCGUUCUGGUGAUACGCGUUGGGGUUCACAUUAUAAUUCUUUGAUCAGCUUGUUUGCCAUGUUCUCAGCUGUUAUUGAUGUGCUUGAAAUGAUUAGUGUUGAUGGAUCAAAUUCUGAUAAAAAAAGUGAAGCAUAUAAUUUGUUGGAGUCAAUAUUAUCAUUUGAUUUUGCAUUUAAUCUACAUUUGAUGAGAACUGUUUUGGCGAUGACAAAUGAAUUAUCAAAGGCAUUACAGAGAAAAGAUCAAGAUAUUGUAAAUGCAAUUGAAUUGGUGAAACUAUGCAAACAACGACUCCAGUCUUUUAGAAAUGAUGGGUGGGAUUCGUUUGUGCAACAAGUCUAUUCUUUUUGUCAGGUGCACUACAUUGAUGUUCCAAACAUGGAUGAUAUGUUUAUACGCCGUGCAGCUCGUGGUCGCCCACAGCGUCAAGCUCCAGAAAUAACAUAUUUGCAUCAUUUCCGUGUAGAUUUAUUCUAUACUGUCAUUGAUAUGCAACUUCAAGAGUUGAAUGAUCGUUCUCGGAGGCAAAUACCGAGUUGUUUCUUUGUGUAG
Diospyros lotus (date-plum) is the source of this 1827-nucleotide messenger RNA. RefSeq lists its product as uncharacterized. The record is from RefSeq and is a predicted model, not a curated record. The coding region runs from base 1 to 1827 and encodes 608 amino acids. Lineage: Eukaryota; Viridiplantae; Streptophyta; Magnoliopsida; Ericales; Ebenaceae. The transcript has 2 exons.